Selaginella moellendorffii is the source of this 2568-nucleotide messenger RNA. RefSeq names its product pentatricopeptide repeat-containing protein At4g02750-like. The transcript is spliced from 3 exons. Gene Ontology annotation, molecular function: protein binding. The record is from RefSeq and is a predicted model, not a curated record. Bases 309 to 2528 code for a protein of 739 amino acids. NCBI's taxonomy places the organism in Eukaryota, Viridiplantae, Streptophyta, Lycopodiopsida, Selaginellales, Selaginellaceae.
GACAAGGAGAAGAAAGAGAAAGGCAAGGACGAGGGAGACGAAGUGAAAGAGAAGAAAAAAGAGAAGAAGGAGAAAAAGGACAAGGGCGAGGGCGAUGGCGAGAAAAAGGAGAAGAAGGAGAAGCAUGGAGACGAGGAGGAGAAAAAGAAAGACAAGAAGAAGGAAGCAAAGCUGGAGGGCGAUGACAAGAAGAAAGACAAGGAGAAACACAAGGACGAAGACAAGAAGAGUAUCAAGGACUAGGACGACGAGAGCUUUGUGCGUAAAGUGAGAUCAACGUAGUUUUCAGUGAUCUUCAGAGACCAUGCAUGGCGCUGAGUGCCAGUGAUCUCAGGAUACCAUUUGGUCCUCACCAAGGUCUGGCGCUGGGAACACUCCCGGAUCACUACUUGACAAGUCUCGCAAGCUCGGUUCCUGGUCUCAAAUGGGGUCGGCUGGCCAGAGAAGUUUUAGACCAGCGCAGCGGAGCCGAGGGAGCCUUCCAGCUCGCAACACUCGUCAAGUCGUGUGACAAUCUCCUCCAGGGCCGAGAGCUACACGGUCGGAUCCGGAAGAGCGAGCACCAUUUGCAGGACAGGUACCUCUUGAACCUUUUGGUGGAGAUGUAUGGCAAACUUGGGAGCUUGCAGGAAGCGAGGGCGGUGUUUGACGGCAUCGCCCAACCGAAUGUCUACUCGUGGAGCAUCAUCGUCUCGGCGUAUGCCCAGAGCGGGCAUACCAACGAGGCAAGGUUGGUGUUCCAGAGAAUGCCGGAGAAGAACAUCGUCUCGUGCAACACGCUCAUCGCAGCGUACGUUCAAGACGGUCGGACACGAGAAGCCAGGGAGCUUUUCGAUGGAAUGCGAGACAGGGACGCAGUCUCGUGGAACACUUUGAUCACUGGGUAUGCUCAGAACGGGCAGCUCCAGGAAGCCAGGAGAUUGUUUGACAAGAUGGAGGAUCGAAGCAUAGCUUCCUGGAACGCGAUGAUCGGGGCCUAUGCGCAAGAGGGCGAUGUCGAAGAGGCCGAGAAGCUGUUCUUGCGAAUGCCGAGGCUAAACGUUGUGUCGUGGAACACGGUGGUGACUAUGUAUAGGCAAAAUGGGGAGCCCAGGAAAGCUCUCGAGCUCUUGAAAGAGAUGCCGGAGCCAAACGUAAUGACUUGGACGGUCAUGGCACAGACGUAUGCCCUCGUUGGGCAUAUGAAAGAUGCGAAAGAAACGUUUGAUGGGAUGCCACAGAGGACGAUUGUCUCGUGGACGAUGAUGGUGAAAGCUUAUGCCGAGAAGGGUCAUUUGCUAGAAUCGAAGAGGGUGUUUGAUUCCAUGCCUGAGAGGAAUGUGGUAACUUGGAGCACUAUGAUACAGGCAUAUGCCCAAAAUGGGCAUCUAAAGGAUGCUAAGAAUCUCUUUGACUCUGCGCUGGUCAAAAGCAUUGUGUCGUGGACUUCGCUGCUUCAGGGAUAUUCCCAGGACGGGCAUUUGGGAGAGGCGAAGGGAAUCUUUGAUGCAAUGCCUGAGAGGAACGUAGUCUCUUGGAAUGCGAUGCUUAGAGCAUAUGCCCAUGCCCAGAAUUUAGAAUCUUUGGAUAGCACACUUACAAAGAUGCCACAAGCGGACUUGGUCUCGUGGACGAUUCUGCUCACAGCAUAUGCCCAGGCUGGGAAUCUCCAUGAAGCAAAGAAGGUAUUUGAUCGGAUGCCACUGCACGACCUGGUAUCUUGGACCAGCAUGGUUUCGGCAUAUUCCCGGGGCGGGCAUUUGGAGGAGGCGCGUGUCAUGUUUGAUACAAUGCCGCUGAGGAGUGUGGUGACGUGGAACGUGAUGGUUGGUGCGUACGGCGAGGCUCGCCUGGUUGACGAGGCCAGGAAGCUGUUUGACUCGAUGCCGUACCGUAGCGUGGUGACGUGGAAUGCGCUGAUCGCGGCGUACGGUCAGAGUCAUUGCGUUGACGAGGCCAGGGCCAGCUUUGACUGGAUUCCGGAGCGGGACGGGGUGACGUGGAAUGCCAUGCUUGCCACGUAUGCUCACCACGGUGACGUGUUUCAGGCGUGGCACCUUUUUAGCCAGAUGCCCGCGAGAGACACACUGUCCUGGACAGCCAUGGUGGCAGCAUAUGCCCAUUCGCGGCAUCCACAGAGCCCCAAGACUCUCCUCUACAUUCUCAAUUUAGAGGGUGUUAGUCGGGACGAAGUAACGUUUAUGAGCAUUCUUACGGCAUUGAGCCACUCAGGUCAUUUGAAAGAGGCUUGUCAAUGCUUUGGCUCGAUGGAGUUUGAUUACUUUGUGGUUUCCAAGGAAGAGCACAUCUGUUGUAUGAUUGAUGUUCUUGGUAGAGCUGGACUUGUGAACGAGGCCAAGGACCUGUUUGAUAGCAUGCCUUACGAUCCGGGCAAGGUGGCGGUGGCGGCAUUCCUGGGUUCGUGUGGAAGACAACCAGAUGUGAAAGUUACUAGUGCCAGAUGUGCUGCAAAUGAGGCUAUCCUCGAUCGGAACUUGUCCAGAUUUUCAGCUACGUAUGUUCUUCUCUCUAACAUGUAUACUCUGUAAACCUGAGCUAAUUGAAUUUACAAACACAACUUGAACUUUA